GGCCACAUUCUUUAUUGCGUUUACUCCAGCCUCGUGAAGCUUCCGGCGCCGCGCCGCCCGCGCGCGGACGCGGAGAACUAUAUGAUAAACCUGCAUCGGUUUCGUCUGCGUCCGGAUCUCCGUCUCCCACGAGCCCACGACGGCGUGCCACUCUCUCUGCGUCCCCACACCUCGCCGCCGUCCUCCUUCCUCCUCGUCGCAGACCGCCCUCGUGAGCAAGCUAGCUAGCUAUAGGGACCAUGUGGCUGUCGCCGCCGCCGUUCCUGUACGCGCCGACGCCGUUCGUGUUGGCGGCGUCGGCGGCGGCCGCCGUCGUGGUAGCCUUCCUGGCCAUCUCGGAGUUCCUCGGCGACAACCUGGCCUACUCCAAGUUCUCGCGCGGCGGCCUCGGCAAGAAGCCGCAGCCGAUCUCCCGGCGCCUGCCGAGCCGCGGCGCGAUGCUGCUGAUCUACGCGCCGGCGCUGGCCGCCGCGCUGGCGUCCUUCGCGGUGCCUGACGCCGUAUCCGGACCCCGCGAGUGCGCCCUGGCCGCCGCCAUCGCCGCGCACUUCCUCAAGCGGGUCCUGGAGGUGGCGUUCGUGCACCGCUACAGCGGGAGCAUGCCGCUGCCCACGGCGCUGCUCAUCUCCUCCUACUACCUCUCCAACGCCAUGGCCAUGGUCUACGUGCAGCGCCUGAGCCGCGGCCUGCCCGAGCCGCGCGUCGACCUGCUCUGCCCCGGCGCGCUCGCCUUCGCCGUCGGCCUCGCCGGCAACUUCUACCACCACUGGUUGCUCUCGAGGCUGAGGGCCGGUCACGGCGCCGGCGGCGGAGACGGCGGAGAGAAGGCGUACAGGAUCCCCACGGGGGGUAUGUUUGGGCUCGUCGUCUGCCCGCACUACCUCUUUGAGAUCGCCGUCUUCUUCGGCUUCGCCAUGAUCUCGCAGACGCUCUACGCGCUCACCGUCGCGCUCGGAACCGCCGCGUACCUCGCCGGCCGGAGUUACACCACCAGGAAGUGGUACGCGUCCAAGUUCGAGGAGUUCCCGGCGAGCAUCAAAGCUCUUGUGCCGUACGUGUGGUGAUCCUUCGAUCGGCAGGCUGGGAGAGCACGAGAUGAGCGCUGACUUUGUGCGAACUAGCACUAUCAGAGUACGGUUAUCUGAAUCGCACGAUUUGAACUGGAAAUUCCAUUAGAACUGGACCCGAAGUUUUUUUCCUUCUAUUAUGAUAAAAAAAUUCAGCAAUUGCCCGGUUGACCAAAGAGCGGUUGGUUUAUUAUUAUUAAUUGAAAAUGCUUGAUUUCAUUUAGCAUGCGUGAUACUCGUUGUGUUUUUUUUUUUGUCAUGAAAGGCUGUACCAAAGUUUUGGAACAAGUUCUUUUCUGCUUC
Molecule: messenger RNA, 1370 nt
Organism: Panicum virgatum (switchgrass)
Lineage: Eukaryota; Viridiplantae; Streptophyta; Magnoliopsida; Poales; Poaceae
Product: 3-oxo-5-alpha-steroid 4-dehydrogenase 2-like
Exons: 1
Coding region: 240-1064 (274 amino acids)
Biological process (GO): lipid metabolic process
Molecular function (GO): oxidoreductase activity, acting on the CH-CH group of donors
Source: RefSeq, a predicted model, not a curated record